This is a messenger RNA of Peromyscus eremicus (cactus mouse), 2371 nucleotides long. It is a transcript of the gene Arhgap18, whose product is annotated as Rho GTPase activating protein 18. The transcript is spliced from 15 exons. The record is from RefSeq and is a predicted model, not a curated record. Gene Ontology annotation, cellular component: cytoplasm. Lineage: Eukaryota; Metazoa; Chordata; Mammalia; Rodentia; Cricetidae. The coding region runs from base 67 to 2064 and encodes 665 amino acids. Gene Ontology annotation, molecular function: GTPase activator activity. Gene Ontology annotation, biological process: signal transduction; regulation of actin filament polymerization; regulation of small GTPase mediated signal transduction.
AAGGCGAGACAGGAACUUCAUUCCUCUCUGUGUCAGGAUUCCAGAAAUUAUGCCCCUUCUCUCAUCAUGAGCUGGCUCUCCAGUUCCCCGGGAGUUGUGCUAACCGCUUACCACCCCAGCGGCAAGGACCAGGUCGUUGGGGAGAGCCAUGCAAAGGGAGGCGACGAAGCCACCACCAGUCGCAGAUAUGGACAGUACACCAUGAACCAAGAAAGUUCCACCAAAGUUACAGAGAGGCCUCCAUUUGAUCGAUCAAGUUCCCAGGAUUCUUUGGAUGAAGUAUCGAUGGAGGACUAUUGGACGGAACUAGAAAAUAUCAAAAGGUCUAAUGAAAAUCGCCAAGGAGGUCAAGAGGCCGUUGUUGUCAAAGAGCCUGAUGAGGGAGAACUGGAAGAAGAAUGGCUCAAAGAGGCUGGGUUGUCCAAUCUCUUUGGAGAGUCUGCCGAUGACCCCCAGGAAAGCAUCGUGUUUUUAGCCACACUGACCCGGACUCAGGCAGCAGCUGUUCAGAAACGCGUAGAAACGGUCUCCCAGACCUUGAGGAAGAAAAACAAACAGCACCACAUUCCUGACGUCAGAGACAUAUUUGCUCAACAGAGAGAAGCACAAGGAAAAUCUCCAGAUGGCUCAGAACCGCAGUCAGUCAGAACGAAUGAAAACAAAUGCCAAGGAAAAGAUGACCAGGGAUCCAGUGGGGCUGUUGAUAACAAGGAGCUGAUCCCACGGGUGCCUGAGGACAUACCUGCCCCUGAAACAGACAUCAACCUGGAGGUGUCCUUUGCGGAGCAAGCUGUCAAUCAGAAAGAACUCAGCAAGGAGAGGAUGCAGAAGAUGAGAGGCAAUGAUGCCUCAUUGCCUAGUUUCAGAGUGCCAAAAGAUAAAACCGGUACUACAAGGAUUGGGGACUUGGCCCCCCAAGACAUGAAGAAAGUUUGCCAUCUAGCCCUGAUUGAACUCACUGCCCUGUAUGAAGUGUUGGGCGUGGAACUCAAACAACAGAAAGCUGUGAAAAUUAAAACAAAAGACUCUGGUCUUUUUGGUGUUCCAUUAACCAUGUUGUUAGAACAAGAUCAAAGGAAAGUGCCAGGAACUCGAAUACCCUUGAUCUUUCAAAAACUCGUUUCUCGAAUUGAAGAAGGCGGUCUGGAAACAGAAGGCCUCCUACGAAUACCGGGAGCUGCCAUGAGAAUCAAGAAUCUUUGCCAAGAACUAGAAGCGAAGUUUUAUGAAGGGACUUUUAACUGGGAAAGUGUCAAACAGCAUGAUGCAGCCAGCCUGCUGAAGCUCUUUCUCAGAGAGCUGCCCCAGCCACUGCUGAGUGUGGAGUAUCUCAAAGCCUUCCAGGCUGUCCAGAAUCUUCCAACCAAAAAGCAACAGUUGCAGGCUUUGAACCUCCUUGUCAUCCUUCUACCUGAUGCAAACAGAGACACACUGAAGGCCUUGCUUGAAUUUCUGCAACGAGUCAUUGAUAAUAAAGAGAAGAAUAAAAUGACUGUUGUGAAUGUAGCAAUGGUCAUGGCCCCGAAUCUCUUCAUGUGCCAUACACUGGGUCUGAAGUCCAGUGAACAGCGAGAAUUUGAAAUGGCCGCUGGGACGGCAAAUGUCAUGCACUUACUGAUUAAGAACCAGAAACUUCUAUGGACAAUUCCAAAGUUUAUCGUAAACCAAGUGAGAAAGCAAAAUACUGAAAACCAAAAAAAGGAAAAGAGAGCCAUGAAGAAAUUGCUGAAGAAAAUGGCUUAUGACCGGGAAAAACAUGAAAAGCAAGAUAAACCUACAAAUGACGCUGACGUUCCUCAGGGAGUGAUUCGAGUGCAAGCUCCCCAUCUUUCAAAAGUUUCCAUGGCAAUACAGCUAACUGAGGAACUAAAAGCCAGCGAUGUGCUUGCCAGGUUUCUCAGCCAAGAAAGUGGGGUUGCCCAGACACUUAAGAAAGGAGAAGUUUUCCUGUAUGAAAUCGGAGGCAAUAUUGGGGAACGCUGCCUUGAUGAGGACACGUAUAUGAAGGACUUAUACCAGCUGAACCCAAAUGCUGAGUGGGUCAUAAAAUCCAAGCCACGGUAGAAGACUAACCGGAGGACUAGUGUCAUCAUUCUUGCUGGGUCAAGAGUGUCAAUAAAAGUCGCAGGUUUCUUAAUUAUUCAGCUGUACCCAGUUAUUACAAAGUGACACCCUCAAGCCUUAAAAUUAUAGAUUUUUGUGCCUGCCACAAUUGUUAAUUAUUAUUAUUAAAAAAUAUUUUUGGAGUAAGAGGAAAUGGGUUUAAUUAGCUUGUGGGCUGUUUAUACACACUUUAAAAUGUGUUCAGAUGUGACAGCUGUUUGUUUUUGUUUUUGGUUCUUUUUUUCUAUGAAAUAAAUUCUCUACCUUU